Candidula unifasciata is the source of this 378-nucleotide messenger RNA. Lineage: Eukaryota; Metazoa; Mollusca; Gastropoda; Stylommatophora; Geomitridae. The record is from the annotation of a GenBank genome assembly.
AUGGGCGUCGACGUCGAACAUAUUGAGGAAGGCGAUGGCAAGACCUAUCCCAAGGCAGGUGAUAAGGUGGUGGUUCACUACCUAGGUACACUGACAAAUGGAAAGAAGUUUGAUUCCUCCUAUGAUCGUAACAAGCCAUUUACUUUCACAAUUGGCAAGGGCCAAGUCAUUAAAGGAUGGGACGAGGGUAUUCCUAAGAUCAGCAAAGGUGGGAAGGCGAAAAUAGUAGUCAGCCCAGACUGUGCUUAUGGUAAAAAAGGUGUCCCUGGAACAUAUCCUUUGCUUUUGUUGGUCCACAUUAUAUUUAAUUAUGUCACUAUAGGUCCUAAUGAAACCUUGGUCUUUGAAGUACAUCUGGUGGACAUCAAUCCCGCAUAG